ACUUCACCAGAUACCUCAUGGCCUUUUCUUUCGGCACGCCAGCGGCGAGUAAUCCAGGUCAAUCAUCCACCCCGUCCUUCAGUUUCGGCAACAACGCGUCGACGCCAGCACCAACAGGCGGCUUUUCCUUUGUACCGUCGCAGCCUCCUGCUGCAUCUCCCGGUGGCUUUAGCUUUGGACAAAAGAGAGAGUCGGACGGGCAGCAACAGCAACAGCAGCAGCAGAAGCCUGCUUUUUCCUUCGGUGCACCUGCUGCGAAGAGCAAUAAUGUGAGUAGUCCGAGUAAUCUGUUUGGCUCGUCGACGCCGGCUUUUGGGACUCAGCAGGCUUCAAGUAACCUCACUGGAUCUACGCAGCCUGCCAGUAACCUCUUUGGGUCUACAAACCAAGGACAGACGCAGCAGCCAUCGAAUCUCUUUGGGUCUACACAAGGACAGACGCAAUCGAGUCUCUUUGGACAAGCUCAGCCAAAUCUCUUGCAAUCUACUAGUUCUCCUCAGCAGCAGCAACCGCUUGCACAGUCUUUCUUUGGUGCUGCCUCCAUCCAGCCUCAAUUCUCAUGGUCGCGCCCUAGUGCUCCAUCGCUGACGAUGCCUACCUUUACCCCUCAACCAGCAGUCUUGCAAUCCUCUAUUACCAAGACAGCUCCAGAACAAUCCUACGGCCCCGGUCAACCCUCCAGCAUCGCUGACCAAUUCACAAAACUCAAAGACGCCUGGGAUCCGACCUCGCAGGAUUGUCGAUUUCAAUCCUACUUUUACAAUCGCGUUGAUCCAGGCCUCGCUGCACUCUACACGAGACCCAACAACUUCCCCUUGGGGCUAUGGGAAGAAGCUGUUGCGCAACGACCCGAUGAUUCAGUUGUUCCCGUACUAGCAACUGGCUUUCAAGACUUACAAGCACGCAGUGCGCUGCAAGAUCAACAAGUGCAUGCCUACCGCGUUCGCAUCCACGAAAUCGCAGCAUCCCUCAAACAACUCGGUGAUCGACACGCCGUGUAUGCAGAACCAGCGUGCAAUAGUCUGCAGAAACGUGGAAGGGUCGCUCAAGCGCGUCUCUUGGCACUGGCUGCACGCGUUCAAGUCUUGAAAUCACGCGGCUAUGCACUGCGUCCUGAAGAGGCAACGCUGCAAACACGCCUGGAAACACUAAGGUCUGCAAAACCUGGCGGAUUGCAAGAUCCAGCAACGUUUGGUAGGUUGGAAGAGUGUCGUGCAAAGCUGGUGUUGCUCAAACAACGCGAACAACAGGUUGCCCUGCAAAUCAAGUCGCGUGGUCAUCAAUCACGCGUGCAGCUGGAGGAUAUCGAUGCGUUUGUGCAAGUGUUGCAGGAUGGUCAAGCAGGCCUGCAAUUCCUAACACGCACCUUACAGCAAGAUCUCGAGCACGUUGAGCAAGUGAAACGGCAAUUAGAACGAUAGGAUAAGCAAUAGUCUAGUACUCUUCCUGACCUGCCUCUU
Molecule: messenger RNA, 1460 nt
Organism: Protomyces lactucae-debilis
Lineage: Eukaryota; Fungi; Ascomycota; Taphrinomycetes; Taphrinales; Protomycetaceae
Product: nucleoporin complex subunit 54-domain-containing protein
Exons: 3
Coding region: 18-1421 (467 amino acids)
Biological process (GO): protein localization to nuclear inner membrane; nuclear pore organization; NLS-bearing protein import into nucleus
Cellular component (GO): nuclear pore central transport channel; nuclear pore
Molecular function (GO): structural constituent of nuclear pore
Source: RefSeq, a predicted model, not a curated record